AUGGAUCCGGAAGGAAAGCAUGGUAAGGUGAUCGUGCUAUCACUCAAGGCUGCCAACGAAGGAGUGCUGCCAAAAAAUCAUCCCUUCAGUGUCGGAACCAAGUAUAUUUUGAAAGUAAGACAGCAAGCACAUGCCACCAAGCUGCUCGAUAUGAAAAAGUUAUUCGACGGUACACCGGUUGAAGUUACAGCGCACCCCACACUUAACUACAGUAGGUGCAUUGUAAACUGUUCGGAGGUCAAUGACAUGUCACAGGAAGAGUUGCUAACCGAGCUGGCUCCUCAAGGAGUGACAGCAGUACGCCGGCUCACGAGAAUGGUGGACAAAGUGAAAGUCAAUACGUCCACCAUGAUACUGACGAUGGAAGGAACCACCUGGCCACAGUACAUAUAUUUUGGAGCGCUCAGAGUUCCAACGCGAUUUUAUUACCCCGUACCCAUGCUCUGCUUCAACUGCCUGGAAUACGGACACACAAAAGCUCGCUGCAAAGGUGCAUCUCGAUGCCAAAUCUGCUCGGCCCCCGAGCACAAGGCUGAAGACUGUAAAGGACUCACCUCUGUCAUCGCUGAACUGAAGAGACGCCCAAGCUGCCAAUGCAAAAAAACUGACGAAGAGAAUACUUCGAAAAAGGAACAACGGAACAAACGUGCUAAGGAAAUAUCGCCGGAAACAACAACUGGAACUGAAUUUCGUCCUCCGCCUUUGAAGAAGGUUUCUUCAAAAAUGAACGAUAACACCCAACCUGGCAAAAACAUUCAAACGUCCGCAACACAGCCGAUGCUUGAAGACCCAAUCGAAACCCUAAAUUCCGAUACUAAUACGGAAGAAAUGAGCAUCACGGACAAUGAAUCUGACCGAUCCGAUACAAUUGUUAUCAAUCGAAAGGGCAAAAGGAAACACCACCGAACCAAAAAUGCAACCACCAACCAACAAUAA
Molecule: messenger RNA, 936 nt
Organism: Topomyia yanbarensis
Lineage: Eukaryota; Metazoa; Arthropoda; Insecta; Diptera; Culicidae
Exons: 3
Coding region: 1-936 (311 amino acids)
Molecular function (GO): zinc ion binding; nucleic acid binding
Source: RefSeq, a predicted model, not a curated record